CAUAACUAUUGUGCUGCUAACUUGUAACUUACCUGGGUGUAUAAUUACUCCUACAUAACACCAAUCUUCCCACCGCAACGUUAAGAAAUGAUCUCAUCAAUAGUCCAAAUCCUUAUCUUGCUAACCCCAGUCUCCCGCCCCCAGUGCCAAUUUCAUCGCUGACUCCUUGGCUCCAGCCGCACGAACCAGGGGGGAUUCGAUAGGCUAGGUAUGAUCGUCGACCGCGCCGCUCAGCACCAGGGGCCGUUGGUUUUGGCGGUUCCUGCAUCCUGCGCUGAUUGAAAUUUGUAUGGCUAGGUAUGCCGGUACGUUGGAAUAUGGUAGGUACAUAGGUGAGCUGAUUCCCCGGAUUCGGGUUUCGAGAGCGAAAAUCGACUCUUAUGAAAAGUUUCGAUGAGCGAUUGACGUUUCUAUUUCUUUCUUUUCCUCUCCGUUCUUCGUUCAUGCUAGAGGUUGUUACUUGCGUAACGAACGGGCUUGUGUAAAGCGCAUUUGCUUGUCGCUCGCAUUUGCAUGACUAGGUAUUUUAGAUAGAAGUGCCUAUCUAUGGCGUAAAUCUCAACAAGGAAAAGAGGGUAUACAAAACCGAUAGAAAACGCCCCUCUACUCCUGCAUCGCGACAAUGCCAUCCAUCCCGAAAGUCCCUGAAAUUAGCGACCCAGUCCCCGAACCGCCUCCCAUCUCCAGCGGGGAAAGACCAACAGGCCAGGGUCCAGAUCCGGGACAAGAACAAGGACCCUCCUCCCAAUUCGGCGAUACUAAACCCGAUCCCACUGAGCCCGAUACUUCGAAUCCGGACCCAACGAGUCCUAGUGAACCAAAGAAUACGAAGGAUGUAGAUUGGGGCGAUCUCGCGGAUCAAGCUAGUAACCUGGACGGUAACAAUGGGGAUACGAGUAGUGGUAAUGGGAAUACAGGCUCGGGAACGGGACAGCAGCCUCCAAGAAUAGGAACGGGUACCGGUCCUCCUAUCGCAGCUGCGACAUCUGAACCUACACCUACUACUCCCCCGAGUCCUCCGCCGCAAGGGUUACCGCCGUGGGGUAUUCCGGUAAUAGUAGUCGCGAGCGUGAUCGGCGCUUUGCUACUCGCGGGCCUAGCGUUAUUUUUCAUGCGCAGACGGAAACAGAAGAAAUUAAGAAAAGAAGAAAUUGCAGAAGACGAAAGGGAAAGGGAUACAGUGUAUCAUGCGCAGGUCGCGGCGUAUAGGAAGUUAGAGCAGAUGGAGAGCUCGAGGGCGGAGGAUAGUGAUACGGAGGGAAGAGGUGGGAUGUAUGAGGAAGGUAUAGGAUCGAUUAGGGGAGGAGGGAGGGGAGUGAAUGGUGAUGGUGUGAGUAUUGAGAUGCCGGUACGAACGCAUACGUUUGAGAGUGGGAAUGUAUCGGUGAAUAGUCUGGCACCUGCGACUACGCAACUUGCGAGGAGUAGCUCGGUGGUCUCGAGUUUGACGUCUUCGUCUAGAGGCACACAGGGGCAAGGUCGGUAUGAGAGGAUAGAUGCCCCGCCGUCGCCAUUGUCUGAUAGGAGUCCCGAGACAGACGCACCGCCGUAUAUGUGGACGCCACAGAAUUUAUCGAGAGCAGGGACGGGGGAUACGGGGAGAGGACUAAGGGUGGAAUCGAAUAUUCCGUCAAUUUUGAGACCAGGUUCGACGCGACCGGGGACACAAGGGGGUGGAGGUUGACGUUGAUGUCGCGGUAGAUAAAGGAAAUUUUACGUGUGAGAUGAGAAUCGGAUAAGACAGCGAAGGAAUUAAUGAUGUUGAGGGCUAGAUCACGUUUUUAGGGGUAUGAAAGCUGAAGAUAUCGCUCUAAGGCGAUAUGGACUAUUGGACAGUAGCAAGAUGCUGGACCACUUCACGUAUUUUUACUCAUUCAUGAGGUAUAUAUUAGGAAUUGGGGAGCGUUGUAACGAUAUCUAUAGAGAAGCUACGCAGAUACUUUCAAAUAAGAUGAAAUUAGAAAUAUCC
Hypoxylon trugodes is the source of this 1969-nucleotide messenger RNA. RefSeq lists its product as uncharacterized. NCBI's taxonomy places the organism in Eukaryota, Fungi, Ascomycota, Sordariomycetes, Xylariales, Hypoxylaceae. The transcript has a single exon. The record is from RefSeq and is a predicted model, not a curated record. Bases 623 to 1684 code for a protein of 353 amino acids.